Lactuca saligna is the source of this 1521-nucleotide messenger RNA. NCBI's taxonomy places the organism in Eukaryota, Viridiplantae, Streptophyta, Magnoliopsida, Asterales, Asteraceae. The record is from the annotation of a GenBank genome assembly.
GCUUGGUGUUGUUCUCCAAUGCUAUUUUUCUCUCUAUAAUUGAAUUAUUUUUUUCAUUUUAGGACAUGUUUUGUCCCUAACUUGUUAUAAUUGUCAUUUUAUUGGUCUUCAUCUAUUCUUGGUUUUACUUUUUGGCGAGGCAUGUGGCUGGACACUUCGGCUUCUUAAAAGAGAAUGGGAAGUUGGGAACCCAACGAGAAAAUGUGCAUUUUGAAAAAGUUAAGGACAAAAGUUGUCCUAAAGUAAGAAAAAUCCAUGCUAGGGUAAAAUCUUAUCAAAAUACAAAAUUUAAAGGGGCUUUUAUGCUAAUAACCCAUGAAAUCCCUUCCUCCGGUCUGCCAUUCUCCACCCCAUUGUCAAUCGUCGGCGACUCUUCUUCUUCCCCUUCCCCACCGUAGUCUCCAUUGUCAAUCAGGCAUCUGUUAUAAUUUUCCACGCACACGAUUCCCUCAUCUUCUGUAACACAUACAACUCGUCCCUGCCACCGCUUAAAAUGGAGGAAACGACGACGCCGGAUGGUUCCAUCGUAGAUGAAUCGGAGAUAGAGUAUGUGAGCUAUGCCGGCGAGCAUCACUUGCCCCUUAUCAUGCGCCUCGUUGAUGAAGAACUCAGCGAACCCUAUUCCAUCUUCACCUAUCGUUACUUCGUUUAUCUCUGGCCCAAUCUCUCCUUCCUCGCGUUCCAUAAGGGGAAAUGCAUCGGAACAGUGGUUUCUAAAAUGGGAGAACACCGUAAUACUUUCAGAGGCUACAUUGCUAUGCUCGUUGUCCUCAAACCUUAUCGUCACAGAGGAAUUGCUACAGAACUUGUUACAAGAUCCAUAAAAGUGAUGAUGGAAUCAGGUUGUGAAGAGGUAACAUUGGAAGCUGAAGUGACAAAUAAGGGUGCGCUUGCAUUAUAUGGGCGUCUGGGGUUUAUAAGAGCAAAAAGGCUAUUUAGAUACUAUUUGAAUGGUGUUGAUGCAUUUAGAUUGAAGUUGCUAUUUCCACAUCAAGAAUUACCAUCUUCCCACCCCUACCCCCACUCCAACACUGUAAUGUCAUCGGUUCUUGAGAGUUAUGCAGCUCAUGAACUUGGUCCAUGAGUGAAAUCUAGAACAAUUCGUUUUCUUUAAUCCAUGUAUAACUGUAAUCACAAAGACUCGGUUUUUGUUUCCAAAUGAAAUGCGUAGUUUUGUUAGUAAAAAUACUGUUAUUGGUUGAGUCAUACUUUAUAGUGUGUAUUGGAAUUAUGAACUGUGUUUUAAUCAAUCUUUCAUGAAUUUUAUUGUGACCGAUGUAAUGUUACCAUUGCAGUGUUCUUAAUAUGUUUACAGGAUGAUCUGAAAUGUUUUAAAUGUAUUGGUUGAGUCAUACUUUAUGAACUUUGUUGAAAUGUGGAUGUGAACUUAUAACAGUGAUUGAAAAAUUGUUGGUCUGAAAUUGUUUCCAACUAAUGUAGCUUCCAGCUUUGAAGAUCUUGCUUUCAAAGUUGGAUACAUGUUUUUAUUGGGGGGUUUAGACAAGUUUGUUGCUAUUUAUG